AGUGUUGGGUUCAGGUGCAUUCGGUCGUGUGGUUGAGGGAACCGUCUCUGGUCUGCUUCACUCUCACUCUUCAACUAAAGUCGCCAUAAAGAUGGUCAAACCCAGCAGCGGUGCCGUUCAGUCUCUGAUGUCGGAGUUGAAGGUUUUGGUUCAUCUCGGUCCUCACCUGAAUGUCGUCAACCUGCUGGGAGCGUGCACGGGAGGAGGUCCUGUCUAUCUGAUCACUGAGUUCUGUCGUCAUGGAGACCUUGUGAACUAUCUACAGAGGAACAAACACACCUUCUUACAAAGCGACGCACACACCAAGAGUGACAGUGAUGGAGGUUACAUGGACAUGAAUAAAGAGGAGAGCGUUCAGUACGUCGCUAUGAAGGAGCUCCGCUACGCCGACAUCGAGCCUGCGGUGUACGAGACGCCGUACACAGAGCCAGCUGACCAGCAGGAGGCGUCUCUCCUCCUCAGUGACUCUCCUCUCCUGACUGUCAGUGACCUCCUCAGCUUCUCCUUUCAGGUCUCCCAGGCCAUGGACUUUCUCUCCACCAGAAAUUGUGUCCACAGAGACCUGGCAGCGAGGAACGUUCUGGUCUGUGAGGGGAAGCUGGUGAAGAUCUGUGACUUUGGUUUGGCCAGAGACCUGACGAAGGAUCAAAAUUACAUCGCCAGAGGAAAUAGCUUCCUGCCUGUGAAGUGGAUGUCUCCAGAGAGUAUUUUCCAGAACGUUUACAGCAGUCAGAGCGACGUCUGGUCCUAUGGAGUCCUACUGUGGGAGAUCUUCUCUCUGGGUGGAAGCCCGUACCCGGACCUCCCCAUGACGCAGGAGUUUUACUCUGCUCUGAAGAGAGGGUACAGGAUGAGCCGACCUGACCACGCUCCUCACAACAUCUUUGAUCUGAUGAAACAGUGCUGGGAGGAGAAACCUCAGUCAAGACCUUCUUUCUCCUCAUUGGUCGUCUCUGUGGGCAACAUGUUGACUGACGAAUACAAAAAGUGUUAUCUCCAGCUGACUGAGAACUUCCUGCGAGGUGAACAUCCAGCUGUUGUUCGAUCCAGAAUGAGUCCAUCCAGAGCAGCAGGAGAUCAGACUGACGGACAGACAGACAUAAACGGAAGUCCCGACCCUCAGGUGAACUUUCACCUGUUGGAGGCGGAGCCAGAGGAGGCAGGCCCCUCCCACAGUACUUACAUCAUCCCUAUCACUGACAUCGCCAUAGAAACCAGCAGUGGAGCUGCGCUGGACGCAGUCAG
Morone saxatilis (striped sea-bass) is the source of this 1245-nucleotide messenger RNA. Its product is annotated as platelet-derived growth factor receptor beta-like. Gene Ontology annotation, molecular function: platelet-derived growth factor beta-receptor activity; ATP binding; platelet-derived growth factor binding. The record is from RefSeq and is a predicted model, not a curated record. Gene Ontology annotation, cellular component: signaling receptor complex. Lineage: Eukaryota; Metazoa; Chordata; Actinopteri; Moronidae. Gene Ontology annotation, biological process: positive regulation of kinase activity; cell surface receptor protein tyrosine kinase signaling pathway; multicellular organism development.